Arabidopsis arenosa is the source of this 1243-nucleotide messenger RNA. The record is from the annotation of a GenBank genome assembly. Lineage: Eukaryota; Viridiplantae; Streptophyta; Magnoliopsida; Brassicales; Brassicaceae.
AUGUUUUGCUUUAUUUUUGGUAAUUUCACCUAAAAUUAACAAUUUCCUAAAAUGUUCAAAAAAAAAAAAAAAACUCUAUGGGUCACAAAUCUCAAAUAAGAAAACAUGGGGGGUUAAAAGUGAAAAACUAAAAAGAUUAUCGUUUCCCCGAAAAAUUGGGAUAAAAAGAAGCAACACCGAUCACAACGUCUCUCUAUAUCUCCUUCAGAUCCACUCACUCUCUCUCUUUUAUCUCCGGCGAAAAUUUUCCGAUCACCGACAAAAAAAAAUGGUUGCAGACGCAAACGGAUCAUCAACCUCCUUCAACUUCCUAAUCUACGGUCGAACCGGAUGGAUCGGUGGUUUACUCGGUAAACUCUGCGAAUCUCAAGGAAUCUCUUACACUUACGGCUCCGGUCGUCUUCAAGAUCGUCAAUCAAUCAUCGCCGACAUCGAAUCUGUGAAACCUAGCCACGUGUUCAACGCCGCUGGAGUCACCGGUCGUCCUAAUGUUGAUUGGUGCGAAUCUCACAAAGUUGAGACUAUUCGUACUAAUGUCGCCGGAACCCUAACUCUCGCCGACAUUUGCAGAGAGAAAGGACUUGUUCUGAUCAAUUACGCUACUGGUUGUAUAUUUGAGUAUGAUUCGGGUCAUCCUCUCGGGUCGGGUAUUGGAUUCAAGGAGGAGGAUACUCCUAAUUUCACCGGAUCUUUCUACUCUAAAACCAAAGCUAUGGUGGAGGAGCUGCUCAAGAACUAUGAAAAUGUAUGCACGCUAAGAGUGCGAAUGCCGAUUUCUUCGGAUCUAACAAACCCGAGAAACUUCAUCACGAAGAUUGCUCGGUAUGAGAAAGUUGUGGAUAUCCCAAACUCGAUGACUAUUCUCGAUGAGCUUCUCCCGAUAUCAAUCGAAAUGGCAAAGAGGAACUUAACCGGGAUCUACAAUUUCACUAACCCGGGGGUUGUGAGCCAUAACGAGAUCUUGGAGAUGUACAGAGACUACAUUGACCCGAGUUUUACUUGGAAGAACUUCACAUUGGAGGAACAAGCUAAAGUGAUUGUGGCUCCAAGGAGUAACAAUGAGCUCGAUGCGACUAAGUUGAAGACUGAGUUCCCUGAGUUGAUGUCUAUCAAAGAGUCUCUGAUCAAGUUCGUGUUUGAGCCGAACAAGAAGACUGAAGUUAAAGCUUGAAAUGCUGAAAAAGUUUUUGUAAGCUUUUUUUUAUCUGAACACAUGAGGUGAGAAUAAAUUUCUUAUAAAAAA